Sorghum bicolor (sorghum) is the source of this 2152-nucleotide messenger RNA. RefSeq names its product cleavage and polyadenylation specificity factor subunit 3-II. The record is from RefSeq and is a predicted model, not a curated record. Gene Ontology annotation, cellular component: nucleus. Bases 393 to 2069 code for a protein of 558 amino acids. NCBI's taxonomy places the organism in Eukaryota, Viridiplantae, Streptophyta, Magnoliopsida, Poales, Poaceae. The transcript has 13 exons. Gene Ontology annotation, biological process: snRNA processing.
AAACUCCCCGGCCUGCCGCCGUACUCCAUCCUCUAGUCGAGUUGUGCGCCGCCCUUCUCCAUCGUCGCCGUCCCGCCGCCGCCGCCCUCUCCGUCGUCCUCGCCGACACGCGGCCCUCUUCCAUACUCUCCGUCCUCGCCGGCUCGCGCGGUCCCGCGCCUGCCUCCAGUUCCUCCCCUCGAGGGAAGGUGGCGGCGCCCGAGCCCCGAGAGAGCUUCUCCGAGCGGGCUUAGGCCCGCCGGCGCCGAGUUCUCCUCUGGAUUUUUGUGUGCCUGAGUUGUUCCUGGAAGCACACUCCCAAUUGAAGCGUGAUCAAAUAAAGUUGUUCCAAACAGGGCCCUCGGCUCCGGUAUGGGUGUUUAGAUUGUGGCUCUAGGCGUGGAGUUUCAACAAUGGCAAUCGAGUGCCUCGUGCUAGGGGCGGGGCAGGAGGUGGGGAAAAGCUGCGUGGUGGUGACCAUCGGCGGGAAGCGCGUCAUGUUCGACUGCGGCAUGCACAUGGGCUACCACGACCACCGCCACUACCCGGACUUUGCGCGCGCGCUCGCUGCCUGGGGAGCGCCCGACUUCACCACCGCCAUCUCCUGCGUCGUCAUCACGCAUUUCCACUUGGAUCAUAUCGGGGCGCUGCCCUACUUCACUGAGAUCUGCGGGUACCACGGCCCCAUCUACAUGACGUAUCCUACAAAGGCUUUAGCUCCAUUUAUGCUCGAGGACUAUCGGAAAGUAACGAUGGAUCAGAGAGGGGAGGAAGAGCAAUAUAGCUAUGAAGAUAUUCUUAGGUGUAUGAAGAAAGUCAUACCAAUGGACUUGAAGCAGACUAUUCAAGUAGAUAAAGACCUAGUGAUCCGUGCCUAUUAUGCUGGACAUGUUAUAGGGGCUGCCAUGAUUUAUGCAAAAGUUGGGGAUGCUGCUAUGGUUUACACCGGGGAUUACAAUAUGACACCAGAUAGACAUCUUGGGGCCGCACAAAUUGAUCACCUGAAGUUGGAUCUCUUGAUAACAGAAUCAACAUAUGCUAAAACUAUACGUGACUCAAAGCAUGCCCGAGAGAGGGAGUUCUUAAAAGCGGUACAUAAAUGUGUUUCUGGUGGAGGUAAAGUUCUAAUUCCAACGUUUGCUCUGGGAAGAGCUCAGGAACUAUGCAUGUUACUGGAUGACUAUUGGGAGAGGAUGGACUUGAAAGUUCCUAUUUAUUUUUCAGCUGGUUUAACCAUUCAAGCUAACGUGUACUACAAAAUGUUGAUCGGAUGGACUAGCCAAAAGAUCAAGGACAGCCAUGCAGUGCAUAACCCCUUUGACUUCAAGCAUGUUUGCCACUUUGAGCGUUCCUUCAUUAACAACCCUGGUCCCUGUGUACUUUUUGCAACACCUGGUAUGAUUAGUGGGGGAUUUUCUCUUGAGGCGUUUAAGAAAUGGGCACCAUCAGAGAAGAAUCUGAUUACACUUCCCGGAUAUUGUGUUUCUGGAACCAUUGGUCAUAAGUUAAUGUGUGGGAAACCUACAAGGAUUGAUUACAAGGACAUUCAUAUUGAUGUCAGAUGUCAGAUUCAUCAGCUAGCAUUCAGUCCUCAUACAGACUCCAAAGGGAUUAUGGAUCUGACAGAAUUCCUGUCACCCAAACAUGUAAUUCUCGUUCAUGGUGAAAAGCCUCAGAUGGCUUUUCUGAAGGAGAGGAUCGAAUCUGAAUUGGGGAUGCCUUGCUAUUACCCAGGGAAUAAUGAAUCCGUCUCCAUUCCGACAACCCAGAACCUUAAAAUGAGUGCCACAGAAAGGUUCAUUACAAGCUGUGCUGUGGAGCAAGGUAAACGUAGCCUGCACAAGCGGAACCUGAUUUGUGGUACAGGUUUGUCAGAAGUGAUUGGCAGCGAUGAGGAGGCGGCGGAGGGCAUUCUUCUGAUGGAGAAACACAAGUCUCCGAAAAUUCUUUGUGAGGAUGAGCUCCUUGAAGUGCUGGGCAUGGAGCAGCAUCUUGUCCAGUUUGAACCAAUGGUCUCCAGAAUUGUAGCUGAUGUUGAAUCGGAGUUGCAGCGGGCUAAGGCAGCGGAUUUAGAUAGCGAUGGGAAAUGAAUGCAACAGUAUAAGUGUACAUUGCCAUAAUUUGGCCCAUUAUUAUUUCACCUUUCUUUCCCGACAAUGCGGGGAAUGCCAUA